Messenger RNA from Solea solea (common sole), 3003 nucleotides. It is a transcript of the gene tmem178a, whose product is annotated as transmembrane protein 178a. The transcript is spliced from 4 exons. Gene Ontology annotation, biological process: regulation of cytosolic calcium ion concentration; negative regulation of osteoclast differentiation. Lineage: Eukaryota; Metazoa; Chordata; Actinopteri; Pleuronectiformes; Soleidae. Gene Ontology annotation, cellular component: endoplasmic reticulum membrane. The coding region runs from base 92 to 1162 and encodes 356 amino acids. The record is from RefSeq and is a predicted model, not a curated record.
GCUGCUGCUGCGCGCUACCUGCUUUCACCUUGACGCGGCACCGACCGUCCGUCACGGGAGCGGCUGGCGGGAGCGAGGAUGGCUGCAGAAGAUGCUCAGUAACGGACACAGCGACACAAAGCAGGCCGAGAACAGCGCCGGGACCUGCUCCGGGACCGGAUGCCGUUCGGUCCAUGUUCCGACCAUGGAACGAGCCCGGCCGGUGACGGUGACGGUGUCCGCGGUGAGCCUCGCGCUCAGCGUCACGUCGCUACUGCUGCUGGUCACCGCCAUCUCCACCGAUCACUGGUAUGAGACCGACACCCGCCGACACAAGGACAACUGCGACCGGCACGGUUCCGACUCCAACGACCAGAAGAACCGCGAGAUGCCCAUCUACCACCUGCCGCUGGUGGACACUGGAGGCGGCGGCGGAGGAGGAGGAGGAGGCGGCGGCGGCGGAGGUGGCGGAGGCGGCGGUGGGGCCCGGCACCGGGACGUAGCGCUGAUGAAGCCCGUUCAUGUGGGAAGCAGAGAGGAGGAGCUGCUGGAAAACUGGAGAGCCAUUCUGGGAAUGGGAAUUCUGGAGAGCGAGUGUGGAAGGCCGCUGUUUUCCACGCACUCCGGUCUGUGGAGGAAAUGUUACUUCACCGAUAUGGACCCCGAUAUCGAUAAACUCAUCGACCGAGGUAUUGCUGACCGCUGCACAGCUGUCAAGUAUCACUUCUCUCAGCCAAUCAGAUUAAGGAACAUCCCACUGAACCUCACAAGGACGAUUCAGCAGGACGAGUGGCACCUGCUGCACCUGCGCCGCAUCACCGCAGGUUUCCUGGGAAUGGCGGCCGCCGUCCUGUUGUGUGGCAGCAUCGUGGCAUCGGUCGGGUUCUUCUGGGAAGAGAGUCUGACUCAGCACGUGUCCGGUCUGCUCUUCCUCAUGGCAGGAAUCUUUUGCACCAUCUCUUUGUGCACAUACGCAGCCAGUGUGACCUACGACCUCUCCAGGAAACCACCGUUUAUCUACGGUCUGCCGGCGGACGUGGACCACGGUUAUGGCUGGUCCAUCUGCUGUGCCUGGGCCAGUCUGGGUCUGACGGUGGCGUCCGGCUGCCUCGGCACCACGUUUCCGUUUCUGAGUCGUGCCGGAGCGCUGCGGUCCAAGACCGCCCGCGAGUCGUCCGUUUGAAAGGCCUGUGGGCGGGAGCAGCAAGUGGGCGGGGCUUUCAGAGUGGUUUAUUUAAUUCUGGUCAUGGACAGAUGAAAUAGCGCCCCCUGAUGACUUUCACAAUGCUAAUGUUUAUGAUGUGGACACACACAUACACUCGACUGAUUUUGUGUAAAUAUUGACUCGUGUUUUGUUUUGUGAGACUCAGCAGCAGAUGUACAGACGUUUUCAAGCUCCUCCCACUUUCCCUGUGUGCUUUGAACCUGACGCGUGAUCUUUGAACCUAGCGCGUGAUCUUUGAACCUGACGCGUGAUCUUUGAACCUGGCGCGUGAUCUUUGAACCUGACGUGUGAUCUUUGAACCUGAUGUUUGAACCUGACUCGUGAUGUUUGAACCUGAUGUUUGAACCUGAUGUUUGAACCUGACACGUGAUCUUUGAACCUGAUGUUUGAACCUGACGUGUGAUCUUUGAACCUGAUGUUUGAACCUGACGCGUGAUGUUUGAACCUGACACAUGAUCUUUGAACCUGAUGUUUGAACCUGACACAUGAUCUUUGAACCUGAUGUUUGAACCUGACGCGUGAUGUUUGAACCUGACGCGUGAUUUUGAACCUGAUGUUUGAACCUGACACGUGAUCUUUGAACCUGAUGUUUGAACCUGACGCGUUAUCUUUGAACCUGAUGUUUGAACCUGACGCAUGAUCUUUGAACCUGAUGUUUGAACCUGACGCGUGAUCUUUGAACCUGAUGUUUGAACCUGACGCGUGAUCUUUGAACCUGACGCGUGAUCUUCGAACCUGAUGUUUGAACCUGAUGUUUGAACCUGACGCGUGAUUUUGAACCUGAUGCGUGAUCUUUGAACCUGAUGUUUGAACCUGACACGUGAUGUUUCAAACACGCCACGUGUCUGUGUAUCUCCUGCUGAACCAGGUCAGAACCUUUCAGCUCUUCUCAGUACGUACACGUGUGUAUAUAUACCGUAUAUAUAGUAUGUAUAUAAAUAUAUGAAUGUGACUGAGGUGUGUGAGGACAUGUGACCAUGUCUGUCUUCAUACACUCAUCAAAAUAUAAACUCAUUAGUUCAGAAUGUCAUUUGUUAAAGUGACGUGGGUGGGGUCUGAGAAUGUGCGUCCUGUGGGAGGGGCUGAGAUAACCACGCCCUCAGAUUAAGAGGUUUGUUUGUAGAUGUGCAUCUCAAUUAAUAAUAAACACAUUUGACAAUCAGCUGCUCCGCCUCUUCAGGUGUGAUAUCACCAGAACUUUGUUCCUGGGUUUGGUUUGGAACAUAAAGACACAUAAACAUGUUUAUGUUUACAUGUUAAUAUUUCAAGCAUGUGUAUAGCACGCACAGACGCACACACACUCACACAAUCAUUCACACACACAGGUCAUAGUUUUUGAAUCAGUAGUGACUGGACUUCAAGAUUUAACCAGCAAAACUACAAUUCCGGCCGCAUGGUGGAGCACAUGGUUAGCACAGUUGCCUCGCAGCAAUAAGGUUGCCGUGUUCUCCGGGUUCGUCUCACUGUCCAAAGACAUGAAGAGGUUAAUUGGACACUCUGAAUUGAUGUGGCAGUGAAUGGUUGUUUGUCUCUACAUGUUUGACCUGUGAUGGACUGAUGACCCCGCCUUUCUCCCUAUGUCAGCUGUGACUGGCUCCAGCCGCUCUGUGACCCUCAUGUGAAGGAUAAAGUGGUAAAUGAUGAAUGAAUUAACUAAGUCCAGUUGCUACUGAUUGAUGUGUUUUGGAGGAAGUGAAAUCAGGUUUGAACAGAUACCACAUCAUCGCCCCCUGCUGGACACUGUAGUUGUUGACAUCCAGAUGUUCAGAUCUAAAUAAAAUAAUGACAUGAUCAGAUUC